AUGCCGCGACUACCAGAUGCGGCCGAGAUCGCCUACAUGGAGGCACACAUCGACGACACGCGCGUACCAGAUAUCAUUGCAUGUACAUCGAUAUGCGGAGUCGCAUCCAUCGUCUUCAUCGUCCUCCGCCUGAUAUCGCGACGGUUUUCAAAGGGUGGGAUGGAGACGAGCGACUGGCUGAUACUGUUUGCUUGGCUCAACUUUGCAGUUUUUGAUGUUUGCUUUGCCAUGUCUGUCAAGUAUGGGGGCGGUCGACACAUCAUUCUCGUUACAGAUCCAAACGAUGCACGGAUGCUUCAAAUUAUCAAUAUUAUCAACGAAAACCUCUAUUGCGUCUGCAUGGCCUUUCUCAAAUUCAGCAUCUUGAGCAUGUAUGGCUCCAUCUUUCCGCAAAAAAGGUUCCACUACUGCCUUUGGGCUGUCGCCGUCUUCAUGACUUGUUGGGCCAUCUCUUGUGCCUUCGUUGCCAUCUUUCAAUGCACCCCGAUUGCCUUUGGCUGGGAUCCGUCCAUCGCUGGAGGCACAUGCGUCAAUUAUGGCGCUCUUGUUCUAGUUGCCGGAGUAUGCAACAUCAUUACAGAUUUCGUCGUUCUCGCUAUGCCAAUACCCCUUGUGCUCAAACUCAACCUCUCCACGCAGAGAAAGCGAAUGGUCAUCUUUACUUUUGCAAUGGGCGGCAGCGCGUGUCUUGUCAGCAUUGUUCGUCUAGCAUUUGCCCUCUCAGUUGGCUCCACAGCAGAUGGAAGCUGGGAUAACAUGCCGGCCGGAAUGCUUUCUGUUGUUGAACUCAUGGCCGGUAUUCUAGCUGUUUCGCUUCCCGUCUAUAGACCUUUGUACCGUCGCCUUGUGAACAAAGAUAGAGGAGUUACACAACCAUCAUCUGAAAAUCCCUACUCUAGCGGGUCGCGCAGUAUCAAAAUUACAGGCGGAGGAUUUACCAAAAACAACAACGAGGGAAUCGUAGUAACCGACGAAGUCGACAUAAACUUGACCCCUUACAACCGAAAAGACGGCAACUGGGUUCGUGUGGGAGACGAAGAUGAAUCGGGUCUUUAUUCUCCUCACACACAACGGAGCCUCAACAACGACCUGAACUAUGCUGGACGAGCUAUUUAA
Molecule: messenger RNA, 1116 nt
Organism: Trichoderma atroviride IMI 206040
Lineage: Eukaryota; Fungi; Ascomycota; Sordariomycetes; Hypocreales; Hypocreaceae
Source: RefSeq, a predicted model, not a curated record